Messenger RNA from Oppia nitens, 1803 nucleotides. RefSeq names its product protein RFT1 homolog. Lineage: Eukaryota; Metazoa; Arthropoda; Arachnida; Sarcoptiformes; Oppiidae. The record is from RefSeq and is a predicted model, not a curated record. Gene Ontology annotation, biological process: glycolipid translocation; dolichol-linked oligosaccharide biosynthetic process. Gene Ontology annotation, cellular component: endoplasmic reticulum membrane. The transcript has 7 exons. The coding region runs from base 160 to 1803 and encodes 547 amino acids.
AGAUAAACAUAAACAUUGUAUAUUGAAUAUCACAUAACAGUCAUUAUAAUCGCAUUAUUUAGUGGACACAAACACACGGCGUGUUUAAUAUGURGUGACUCUGCCGUCAUMUGACAUCACUGACCAUCUGUUUMUGAUUAGCCGAAUCUGAUCUCAACAAUGGYCGACAAGUCAUCGCCACCGCCGCCGUCAUCGUCAUCCACCCGAAAACGACAAUCGUCGCUACAGUUGGCCACACUGUCGGCCACCUAUAACAUUGCAUUGCAGAUAGCUCUACGUAUUGUUACGUUUGUGGCCAACGCYGUAGUCUUGCGAUACAUAACCAGAGAUGUGUUGGGUGUCAUUAAUGUCAGAUUGCUGUUGUURUACACAACCAUUCAGUUUAUUAGCCGCGAACCGUUUCGUCGGGUAAGUGUCGGCUCAACCAAAUCGCACGACUGGCCACAAGUAGUCAAUUUGAUUAGUCUAUCAAUCCCGUUGUCGAUGAUUUGCGGAACCGUUUUGUCACUUGUCUGGUAUCAUAUACUAGAACGACCCGAUCCAGACCUGAUUGCCGACUACGGCUACGGAGUGAUAGCCAUAUUUGUAUCRGUUAUUAUCGAGCUGUUAGCCGAACCGCUCUAYGUUUUUGGUCAGACCAAUGCYUACAUCAAGUUUAAAGUUGUGGCCGACGGCAUGUUUCUAACGACCCGAACGCUAKUUAUGGUAGCUCUGGUGUCCAAAUGGCCGCAUMGAGCYGUWAUYGUGUUUUCGGGCGCACAAUUAACCGCAUCYACGGUCUAUCUGUUACUGUAUUACAUAUACUUUAUUUCGGUAGAAAARCGACCGCUUAGACUAUUUCUACCGAAAUCUAUUGACAAUAAGCCAUUCGUUGAUCGAUCACUUGUCAUAAUAACCACCAGUUUCUUGAAGAAUACAACACUYAAGCAGUUUCUCACAGAAGGCGARCGUUUUGUUAUGACAUUCUUCARUGUUAUUACAUUURCCGAACAGGGAGUCUACGAUGUGGUCAACAAUAUCGGUUCACUGCCGGCCCGACUAGUCUUCCARCAGAUCGAAGAGUCGGGUUAUGUAUUGUUUUCGCAGAAAUUGGACCGACAAAAGGCGGCCACCGAUCAGCGGGACGACGAUCUCCGCGARUCGGCUGUUAUAUUGAARAAUUUUCUGAAACUAAUGUCACUAUUGGGUCUAACAAUACUGGUGUUUGGUGUCAACUAUUCYGAAUUGGCUCUACUCAUCUACGGUGGCCAGCGAUUGGUCGGCGACGACGGACUGGCCACUGGUCUACUCCAGUGGCACUCUAUCUAUGUUUUAUUUAUAGCUGUCAACGGCAUUGCCGAAUGUUUUACAUUUGCCUCAAUGAACAGCCGACAAAUGGAUUCAUUCAAUCGCCAAAUGAUUAGCAUAUCUGUGAUAUUCCUCGUCAGCUCAUACUUGUUGACCAAUUGGUUCGGUAGUUGCGGCUUUAUUAUGGCCAACUGUCUCAAUAUGGGCUCACGUAUUGUUAUCAGUAUAAAUUUUAUUAAAUCCUAUUACGCGAACACCAAAGCAGACGUUCCCAUCAAUGGAUCCAUUCCUCAACCGAUGGUUUUGGUCUCAUUUUUGUUGACAUUUAUCAUACUUUUCAUAGUUAAGCCUUAUCUAUGUUGUACUGGUUUAUCGAUAUCAUUGUUGAAAAUUAUUGGUUACAUAACUAUUGGCUUAAUUUGUCUUUUAGUAAAUCUUAUWGUGAUUUAUUUAAAUGAACGACAAUUAGUAGAAUUUAUUGUCAAUUUAUUUAAAUCAAAAUCYAAGAUUUUAUAA